Mobula hypostoma (lesser devil ray) is the source of this 1012-nucleotide messenger RNA. RefSeq names its product cell death inducing DFFA like effector b (gene cideb). The record is from RefSeq and is a predicted model, not a curated record. Bases 108 to 821 code for a protein of 237 amino acids. NCBI's taxonomy places the organism in Eukaryota, Metazoa, Chordata, Chondrichthyes, Myliobatiformes, Myliobatidae. The transcript is spliced from 5 exons. Gene Ontology annotation, biological process: apoptotic process; regulation of apoptotic process.
CAGGAUCUCGCUAUCCUCCCUCUGCUCGCGGACGCCCUGCACUGAUUUGAUCUUCCAGAGACCUGACCUGCGUUUCCUGUCGAAACCCGGCGGCUGGAAGGAGCACCAUGUCUCUCUGUGGGCCGCGUCCCGACGAAGGCUCGGUAUCCAGGCGUGCCAGCGAGGAUCAGGCCGGCUUCCUGGGGUCCCGGGGUUACAUAUCCUCGGCCUCCUCGCUGAUCAGAUCAGUGACGACGGCCAGCGCCGACCUGACCAGGAGGUGGUGGAACUCCGAGCCCCCCCAGCGGCCCUUCCGCGUCUGCAACCACGACCGCUCUCGCCGCAAAGGCCUCACCGCCGGGACCCUGAGGGAGCUCGUCAACAAGGCCCUCGACGCUCUGCUCAUCACCGGGGUGGUCAGCAUGGUUCUGGAGGAGGACGGCACCGCUGUGGACACCGAGGACUUCUUCGAUCACCUGGACAAUGACACCGUCGUGAUGGUUCUGGAGAAGGGCCAGCGAUGGACCUCACAGAGGGGAAUGGUAUCCUAUGCUCUGACCCAGAAACCAAAAAACAGCAAAGACAUCGCCCGGAUCACCUUUGACAUCUACAAGCUCAACCCCAAGGACCUCUUUGGUUCUGUCAACAUCAGGGCUACGUUCUACGGACUUUACUCCAUGACCUUUGACAUCAAGUGUCUGGGGCCUAAGAAGGUCAUAAGAGAGCUGCUGCGAGCAAUGUCUACGCUUCUGUAUGGGAUUGGCCACCUCCUGCUCACCGCCUCCUCCUUCACUCGACGGGCCGUGGAGGGGAGCGCCACGCUGGUGGAGUACUACGACUGAUGGGCCUCCUCUUCCCCCACCCCUGGAGCACGUGUGUCUGCACCCACAACCCGGGAUCGCUCAGAGGAUACAGACAGACCGGCAACGCUUACAGACACAGACCGAUAUUGACACCUGCACGCACACACCUACACCCACCCACGCGGUCCCCUGCUUGUAAUUUGCAAUGAUUAAAUCUUGAGUCUAGUUCG